AUGUCAUCGUCAAAGAAGAUUGCAGAGUUCCCUGACGUGGAAGCGAAGCUACAAAAGCCAAUCAAGCCAAGCGCAUUCGAGAGACAGAAGGCUGAGGCCGAGGCAAAGCGCCGCCGGGAAGAAGCAGAAACAGCUGCGGUUUACGAAGAUUUUGUGAAAAGCUUUGCGCGCGACGAUGAUGAUGACUUUCUACAGUCCAAGCCAACAUCAUCGAGGUUCAACUCUGGCCCCUCAGAACGACCAUUGCCUUUCAGCAGCCAGGCUCCCUUUGGAGGGGCCACUGGCAAAAGGCACUUUAGUGUACCCUCUGGAGGAGCUUUGAAAAGCGGACCGGGGACUCUUGGUCCAAUUCCUCCCUCGUUCUCGAAGAAGAGGUCUUACGAUGGUUUCCAACGCGAUCAGGAGGAGGGAAAGGCUGGGCGACUUGGGUUCGAUGAUAAGGACUCGGGUUCACUGCCUGUUUCUAAAGCAUUCGACGCAAGCGAUGAUGAGGGCGAGACUCCAACGGUCACUGACAGAGCGGAGGAGAAGGCGACAUCUAAGCCGACAUUACGCUUAGCAAAUUUACCUCCAGGGACAUCACCUGCUGUUAUCAAAGCCCUGAUACCGUCAAAUCUCACAGUUGAGAAUAUCAAGAUUAAUCCGCCCCCUGGCCCUGGAGGGACCGACCGAAAGUCACUCACUGCGAUCGUCACACUGUCGAAAGAGACACCUGCAAGUGAUAUCGAUAAUGCAGUCAGCGCGUUGCAAAACCGUUACCUUGGUUUCGGUUAUUUCCUGAGCCUUCAUCGCCAUCUCUCGUCUGCUGCUCUCUCGUCGGGCCUGCCUGCUCUCUCGUCUUCUGGGGCAGUUUCGCACCCCUUCGGUGCUAAAAAGACUGAAGAUGGUCCAAGGAGGACGGGGGCACAUGGACGCUUUGCUCCCCCUCCUUCCUAUGGAUCUCCCUUAGGGGGACCCCUUAACCGCUCUGGUAUUCUCCAUGUUCCGGUCCGGCCUCCUCGAGACAUUAAGCAACUUCGCAUGAUUCACAAAGUCAUUGAAGCCGUGCUAGAACAUGGUCCAGAGUUUGAGGCGCUUUUGAUGUCUCGUCCAGACGUGCAGCGGGACGAGAAAUGGGCAUGGAUUUGGGAUGCCCGCAGUGAAGGUGGGGUUUGGUAUCGUUGGAGGUUAUGGGAGAUUGUGACAAGCGGUCAACACAAGAAGGGGAGACCUGAAUUCGUGCCACUCUUUGAAGGAAGCCAUGCUUGGAAGGCGCCUGAUCGGCGUUUGGCUUUUGAGUAUACAACUGAUGUUUCUGAGUUUGUCUCCGACUCAGACUACGACUCUUCGGAAGAUGAUGACUUUGAAGACGAUCCGGCUCGGCAAGAUAACAAUGAGAAGGAAGACACCUUCUUAAAUCCGAUCGAGAAGUUCAAGCUUACUCACAUGCUUGCACGGCUGCCAACCACGCUCUCUAAAAUACGGAAAGGAGAUAUUGCUCGUGUGACAGCAUUCGCCAUUACCCACGCUAGCAGAGGCGCUGAUGAGAUCGUGGACAUGAUAAUCUCCAACAUCGAACACCCGUUUGCCUACACUUCGGCAAACCCAAACUACAAGCCUGGGGGGAAAGAUAAAGAAGCGAAGGAUGAGUCUUCCCGCGACGCUUCACCGAGCCCCGAUAAUAAAGAUAAGGAGAAAACAUCCUCUUCGUCAGAUGGACCAGACUUGAGCGCACCAAGACUCCUGGGCCUCUACGUGAUAAGCGACAUUUUAUCAUCCUCAGCAACCAGUGGGAUCCGGCAUGCAUGGCGCUACCGGCAGCUGUUCGAGACGGCGCUGCGGAAGCGCAAAACUUUUGAAUUGCUAGGAAGCAUGCCAGAGAAGCUGAACUGGGGUAGACUUCGUGCUGAGAAGUGGAAGCGCAGCGUCAGUCUCGUGUUAAAUCUGUGGGAAGGCUGGUGUGUGUUUCCUGUCGAGACGCACGAGCACUUCGUCAGCAGUUUUGAAAAUCCCCCACUGCCGUCCAAGAAGGAAGGCCCCGCGGAUGCGGGCACUGGCGCAGAGAAGAGGCCAGGCGGGAGGUGGAAGAUAGUCGAAGCUGCUCCGAGUACUGGACUGAGUUUCCUCCCUGUUUCAACCAAACCGGACGUUGACGAAACAGGGACAGAAGAGGAAGAAAUACCAGGAUUGGCUCCUGAAGAUGGCGAAGAGAUUGACCCGGUUCGGUUACAGUACUUGGCAGAGCUUGACGACGCUUUCGACGACCUGGAUCUCGACGGCGAGCCAGAGGAUGUUGAAAAUCUCCACAUAACCCCGGCUGGCGGCCCUGAACCAGAGCCGAAAGAGUCGGACGAAGCGCCGAGCAAGCCGGAGGCAAAGUCAAUCACCGGAUUUCAGAUGCUGUCCUCCAGCAAAUUUGGGCCUCCCCGGAAGCGAAUGCGGGCCAUGGAUAUGUUUGCUGAUUCGGACUCGGAUGGAGGCACCUAG
Messenger RNA from Thermochaetoides thermophila DSM 1495, 2466 nucleotides. RefSeq lists its product as uncharacterized. Gene Ontology annotation, biological process: RNA processing. The record is from RefSeq and is a predicted model, not a curated record. NCBI's taxonomy places the organism in Eukaryota, Fungi, Ascomycota, Sordariomycetes, Sordariales, Chaetomiaceae. Gene Ontology annotation, cellular component: nucleus. The transcript has a single exon. The coding region runs from base 1 to 2466 and encodes 821 amino acids. Gene Ontology annotation, molecular function: RNA binding.